Homarus americanus (American lobster) is the source of this 858-nucleotide messenger RNA. Its product is annotated as carbonic anhydrase 2-like. The transcript is spliced from 8 exons. Bases 1 to 858 code for a protein of 285 amino acids. Gene Ontology annotation, molecular function: carbonate dehydratase activity; zinc ion binding. The record is from RefSeq and is a predicted model, not a curated record. NCBI's taxonomy places the organism in Eukaryota, Metazoa, Arthropoda, Malacostraca, Decapoda, Nephropidae. Gene Ontology annotation, cellular component: plasma membrane.
AUGGCCAGACAACUCGUAUGUUCUCUCCUGUUGGUGGCGCUGACGGUCCUACCUGGUGAGGCGAGCUGGAGCUACAGCGGAAACAAUGGACCUGAACACUGGAAGAAAUUGUUUCCUGAGUGUGGCGGUAGAAGACAGUCUCCCGUCAACAUCAACACUCACGACGAAGAGAGGGACGACGACGGCGGCUCUUGGCCUCGCUUUCACUUCCACAACUUCAACACCAUCCCCAACUCCAUGACCAUCCUCAACACCGGCGAGUCAGCUCAAGUGUCGUCUGAGCAGCUGAGGGCGUCUGUGAGUGGCGGGGCGCUGGGAGCUGAGUACACCUUCCUUCAGUUCCACUUCCACUGGGGCAGCAGCAACAAGUUAGGGGGAUCUGAGCACACAGUCAACCACCGUAGGGAGGCAGCAGAGCUACACAUGGUGUUCUUCAAGACGGAGUACGGCAACUUUAAGGAGUCCCUCAAUUAUCGUGACGGUGUAGCAGUGUUCGCCGUCUUCCUCCGCCUCUCCCGACACGACAAUGCCAACCUUCGUACUGUUGUGGCCGGCCUCUCCAGUAUCAGACACCAUAACGACACAGCCCAUAUCCUGCCCAUUCCUCUGAGCGCUGUGCUGCCCCCCUACCUCACCGAGUUCUACCGUUACUACGGUUCUUUCACCACCCCUGACUGUAAUGAAGUCGUUACCUGGACAGUGUUCAAGCAUCCUAUCACCAUCUCCAGCACUCAGUUGAAGAAGUUCAGGUCGCUGGUUUUCGAGGAUGGUAAACCAAUGCAAGACAACUUCCGUCCAGUCCAGCCACUGAAUGGUCGUAAGAUCUAUCAGAGACCGAAAGGCAACGACGACUCUUGA